GGAAGCUGGUGUCGGAUUUCACAGCAGAGACCGUGACUGCAAUGGUUGCCUUCACGAAAGCCGUGCCAAACUUGCCCAGGCUCUGAAAGCGGCUCGCCGUUCCUCAAAUGUACUUCACGGUUCUGGGCCGGCUCGGGGGUUUAAUGCCACUCGGAACUCGUGAGAGCCACCGCGUGCAGAUUUGAGAGUCAGGCAGAAAACUUUGUACCGCGGAGAAAUACAGCUGAACUUCCAGCAGCAGCCCGAGGGACCGGCAGGAGGAGGAGUCAACAGGUCCCAGUGGUGUAUUGUGCAGUCUGACCUGGUCCAUGUCCAAAGGCAAAGAGAACCCAGAUUGCUGAAACAGAGGGCCCACUACUAAAAGGCUGUAGUUGUUAUAGCUUGCCAUGGCCUUCCAAACCAAUGGGGACCAACUGAGCCCAGAAAGUAAGAAGGGCUCGUCCGAGCAAUCGAUGCGGGCCGUCCAGCAGCCGGAAGCCCAGUUGGCCGACCAGCACACCACUCAAUCAGUCUGAGCAGCAACACAAAGGGGCUGCUGGCGAGCAACGGAGACGGCGGCUGCAAAGAGGAGGCCCGUCCAAGGAGAAGAGCGUUGUCUUGGCCUCAUGCCAGCUGUUCAUUCCUGAGGAGCGCUCUGCAGUGGAAGAGUGAAUCCACGCUGCCCUGGAAGCACCACGUCCACAUUGCGAUCACCACUAUCACCGUUCCUGACCGCAGUCGUCAAAGUCACUUGUUCUUGACUCAACUUUCCUCCUGUCUCUUCCGCUCCCAUUCAUCUUGAAGAUAAGGAAUGGCCGUGCUGGUUUACAGCCUCCCCAACGCCUCUCGCAAAUAAGGCCUUUCAGCUUGUUGCACAAUACCAGAGAAAGGAAGGAUAAAACCCCUCUACAGUCCUCUUUUAUACUUCUACUGUGUCUCUCUCUUUUUUUAAAUCUUUGUUUCCUUAGUAACUCAACCCUCAACACACACAUUCACUAAACCAGCAGGAUUUUUCUUCUUCUUGGUGACAUCUACAGCAGCCAUUUUAAGGACACCAGCGCUCGAGUUUCAAAACCAUAAGGAGAUUAAUUUUUUUACUUCGCCUGGCCGUCUGGAAUAUCCACUCAUGCAGUGUCCCUAUGGGGGACUGAACCGGUACAGCAAUCCACACUGACUCCUCUUUGGCUCGGCUAGAUCUCGUCACGGUGGUUGUUCAUUGAGGUCCGUUUGUGACUGGAGGUGGACUGAGCCAUCAUGGCUGGGAAGGGCAACCCGCUGCCGGGCCCCCACCUAAACGGCUUCCCCAUGCCCACCUACUCCUACUUCUUCCCCCACAUGUUGGGGAGCCUGUCGCCUCCAGCCCUGGCAGGACUGCCUCUCAGUGGGUACAGCACCCCCUCACCAGCCACGAUAGAGACCCAGAGUACCAGCUCAGAGGAGAUAGUGCCAAGCCCGCCAUCACCUCCGCCGCCGCCCCGCGUCUACAAGCCCUGCUUUGUGUGCCAGGACAAGUCCUCGGGGUACCACUACGGUGUCAGCGCCUGUGAGGGCUGCAAGGGCUUUUUUCGGAGAAGCAUCCAGAAGAACAUGGUGUACACUUGUCACCGAGAGAAGAACUGCAUCAUCAACAAAGUCACCCGCAACCGCUGCCAGUACUGUCGGCUGCAGAAGUGCCUGGAAGUCGGGAUGUCCAAGGAGUCAGUAAGGAAUGACCGGAAUAAGAAGAAGAAGGAUGAGAAGAAACAGGAGUGCACCGAGAGCUACGUGCUGAGUCCCGACACGGAGCGGAUGAUCGACCGGGUUCGCAAGGCGCACAAGGAAACGUUCCCGUCUCUCUGCCAGCUGGGCAAAUACACUACGACUAACAGCUCAGAACGACGUGUGUCGUUGGACGUAGACUUGUGGGACAAGUUCAGUGAACUCUCCACCAAGUGCAUCAUCAAGACGGUGGAGUUUGCGAAGCAGCUGCCCGGUUUCACAACGCUUACCAUCGCUGACCAGAUCACGCUGCUCAAAGCCGCCUGUCUGGACAUCCUGAUACUCCGGAUCUGUACACGCUACACACCAGAGCAGGACACCAUGACUUUCUCAGAUGGACUCACGCUAAACCGAACCCAGAUGCACAAUGCCGGCUUCGGCCCCCUUACCGACCUGGUUUUUGCCUUUGCCAACCAGCUCCUUCCUCUGGAGAUGGAUGAUGCAGAGACGGGUCUGCUCAGCGCCAUCUGUCUGCUGUGUGGAGAUCGUCAGGACUUGGAACAGGCAGAGAAGGUGGACAUCCUGCAGGAGCCCCUCCUGGAGGCGUUGAAGAUUUACGUAAGGAGGAGGAGGCCCCACAAACCGCACAUGUUCCCCAAGAUGCUGAUGAAGAUCACUGAUCUGAGAAGCAUCAGCGCUAAAGGAGCUGAGCGUGUCAUCACCUUGAAGAUGGAGAUCCCCGGCUCCAUGCCCCCUCUCAUCCAGGAGAUGCUGGAGAACUCUGAGGGCUUGGAAAGCGGUGCCGCAGGCGGCCGGCCCAGUGGUGCCCCCCCGGGCAGCUGCAGCCCCAGUCUGUCCCCUAGCUCUGCCCAAAGCAGUCCAGCCACACAAUCGCCGUAGUAGCGGCCCUCCUUUUUAUUAUUCCUCACAGAGAGGAGGGGCAAAGGAGGGGGGCCUUGCCCCUGACUGCUGAACACGGGAGAGUGGCAGAGCCAACCUCCCUCCUCUCUUACGACACAAGUCCCCACCUCCUGCUUUCCCUCACUCUGGAGCACCUUCCUGAUGUGAGGGGAGGUGCGGCCGGGGCAGGCAGGGGCAAUAGUAUGCCUCUGAGAGACCACACCGUAAACACUGCUGAUGACUCCUCCCACGUCUCCCUCCACUCUCCCCUUCACUGCCCUCUCCACCUUUCCCCAAAAGACUUAUGGAAACAAAUCUGGAUGCAGUGGUGACCAGUUUCCAAUGGAACUGAGAAUGGGCGGGGCAUCGUGGGACAAAUAUAUGAUCAAGGACAAUGCAUACAGACUGACUUGACAAACACCAGACACUUUUUUUGUUGUACUCUGAGGCAGACUGCAAGCUUGGGACUUGUCAAAAGACCCCCUCCUCAAAGACUCUGGGUCUUUUCUCUUUUUCCAACUUCAAAAAAACAGAUUUCGUACAAAGGAUAUAUAAAUAUAUAUAGAAAGUUAAGGAAGUAUUGUGAUUGACAUGUCCAGAACCGAAUGGCAGGUUGAAAUGAGGACAUGUUUUCUGAGAUUAGAAAUUGUUGUAUUCCUCCACCGUUUGAAUCUUUUCAUACCCAUCGAGAGUAUUGAGACCUUUUAAGUUUGAUCACAUUUGUACAUUAUUCCAAUUAACAAAAAGCAAAAGAUGUUGAAAUUUCUCUCCAGUCUACACAUGCAAACACAAACAAACAAGACACACACACACACAAAUGUGCACAGAAAACAAGUUGCAAUGAGUAUCACCUAAUAUUCCAGGUUGGAUUUGUUUUCCUUUUUUGUUUUUGUUUUUUUUUGCUUCCAAGAGAAUGGAAAAAAAUGAUUGUAUGAACUUGGUUGUAUGGUAUGAUCACAGGUCCUUUCAAGAAAACAAAUUAAUGAAGAUUCAUUAUUAUUACGGUGUAUUUUAAGUAGCCUUUGAGUUUGUGUAUAUAAGCUUUAUUCAUUUCUUUAAAACUAUGAAGAGUUUUAGGCUUCACCUGAAUUUUUGUUUUUUUUUAAAAAGAUGCGCUUUUAUGUGUUUUGUUUAUAGGUUUGUGAUGCAAGAAAAUACAUUUUGAGCACAUUUUA
Cyclopterus lumpus (lumpfish) is the source of this 3752-nucleotide messenger RNA. It is a transcript of the gene raraa, whose product is annotated as retinoic acid receptor, alpha a. Gene Ontology annotation, molecular function: RNA polymerase II cis-regulatory region sequence-specific DNA binding; nuclear glucocorticoid receptor binding; zinc ion binding. The coding region runs from base 1234 to 2577 and encodes 447 amino acids. The record is from RefSeq and is a predicted model, not a curated record. Gene Ontology annotation, biological process: cellular response to corticotropin-releasing hormone stimulus; retinoic acid receptor signaling pathway; regulation of transcription by RNA polymerase II. NCBI's taxonomy places the organism in Eukaryota, Metazoa, Chordata, Actinopteri, Perciformes, Cyclopteridae. Gene Ontology annotation, cellular component: transcription regulator complex; nucleus. The transcript has 11 exons.